AUGCUGAUUCCUAACAACUCAGAGAUUAAGUUUCUCCUUCUGAUUCGAAUCCCAGGAUUGGAUUAUGCCCACAUGUGGAUUUCCAUCCCCAUCUGCCUCAUGUACCUCGUUGCUAUCACAGGCAACUGCAUCAUCAUCUUUAUCAUAAGGACAGAGCCCUCACUUCAUGAGCCCAUCUUAUUCCUUGCCAUGUUGGCUGUCUCUGAUAUGGGUUUGUCCCUCUCCUCUCUUCCUGCCAUGCUGAGGUUCUUCUUGUUCAAUGCAACCGGAAUUUCACCCACUACCUGUUUUGCUCAAGAAUUCUUCAUCCAUGGAUUUACUGUCAUGGAAUCCUCUGUGCUCCUAAUUAUGUCUUUGGGUUGCUUUCUUGCCAUCCACAAUCCUCUGAGAUACAGUUCUAUCCUCACUAACAAGAGAGUUGCUAAAAUGGGACUAAUCUUAGCCAUUAGGAACAUCCUUUUAGUACUUCCGUUCCCUUUUACUCUAAGCAGAUUAAUAUAUUGACAAAAGAAUUUCCUUUCUCAUUCAUACUGUCUUCAGGAUAUCAUGAAACUGGCCUGCUCUGACAACAAGACCAAUUUUAUGUAUGGCUUCUUUGUUGCUCUCUGUACUAUGCUGGGCCUGGCAUUUAUUUUCGUGUCUUAUGUGCUGAUCUUGAAGACUGUACUCAGCACUGCAUCCCUGAUGGAGAGGCUGAAGGCCCUAAACACCUGUGUCUCCCACAUCUGUGCUGUGCUCAUUUUCUAUGUAGCUAUCAUCACCCUGGGUGCCAUCCAUUGCUUUGCUAAGCACAAAAACCCCCUUGUCACAGUCCUCAUAGCAGAUAUGUUUUUAUUAGUUCCACCUCUGAUGAACUCCAUCGUGUACUGUGUAAAAACUAGACAAAUCCAUGAGAAGGUUUUGAGGAAGUUCCUUAACAUAUGUGAGAGAUAA
Messenger RNA from Cavia porcellus (domestic guinea pig), 933 nucleotides. RefSeq names its product olfactory receptor 51A7-like. Gene Ontology annotation, biological process: G protein-coupled receptor signaling pathway. The record is from RefSeq and is a predicted model, not a curated record. Gene Ontology annotation, cellular component: plasma membrane. Lineage: Eukaryota; Metazoa; Chordata; Mammalia; Rodentia; Caviidae. Gene Ontology annotation, molecular function: G protein-coupled receptor activity; olfactory receptor activity.